Messenger RNA from Pseudophryne corroboree (corroboree frog), 621 nucleotides. Its product is annotated as gastrula zinc finger protein XlCGF71.1-like. NCBI's taxonomy places the organism in Eukaryota, Metazoa, Chordata, Amphibia, Anura, Myobatrachidae. Gene Ontology annotation, molecular function: RNA polymerase II cis-regulatory region sequence-specific DNA binding; DNA-binding transcription factor activity, RNA polymerase II-specific. The coding region runs from base 1 to 621 and encodes 206 amino acids. Gene Ontology annotation, cellular component: nucleus. Gene Ontology annotation, biological process: regulation of transcription by RNA polymerase II. The record is from RefSeq and is a predicted model, not a curated record. The transcript has a single exon.
AUGAGUCUCACAGGAGAGAAACCACAUCUGUGCUCUGAGUGUGACAGAAGCUUUACAUAUAAAUCACAGCUUCUUACACAUCAGAGGAUUCACACAGGAGAGAGACCAUUUAUAUGUUCUGAAUGCAGCAAGUGUUUUUCCCUAAAGUCAUCUCUUGUUGUACAUCAGAGGAUUCACACAGGAGAGAAACCAUUUACAUGUUCAGAAUGCAGCCAAUGUUUUCUCUGCAAGUCACAUCUUGUGAAACAUCAGAGGAGUCACACAGGAGAGAAACCAUUUACAUGUUCUGAAUGCAACAAAUGUUUUUCCCAAAAGUCAUCUCUUGUUAUACAUCAUAGGAGUCACACAGGAGAUAAACUAUUUACAUGUUCUGAAUGCAACAAAUGUUUUUCCCGAAAGUCAUAUUUUCUUAUACAUCAGAGGAUUCACACAGGAGAGAACCCAUUUACAUGUUCAGAAUGCAGCCAAUGUUUUCUCUUCAAGUCACAUCUUGUGAAACAUCAGAUGAUUCACACAGGAGAGAAUACAUUUAAAUGUUCAGAAUGCAGCAAAUGUUUUCUAUUUAAGUCAAGUCUUGUUAGACAUCAGAUUAGGAAACAUAUAAAUGCUCUGAGGACCUAA